Nasonia vitripennis (jewel wasp) is the source of this 4980-nucleotide messenger RNA. RefSeq lists its product as uncharacterized. The record is from RefSeq and is a predicted model, not a curated record. Lineage: Eukaryota; Metazoa; Arthropoda; Insecta; Hymenoptera; Pteromalidae. Bases 919 to 2445 code for a protein of 508 amino acids. The transcript has 6 exons.
ACGUCUGUGCAGCUCUCUCAGUCGUGCUUUCGCCUCCGACACGGUUCGUCUCUCUCGCUCUCGCAUAAUAUAUACGCACGUACUCUACGCGUGAGCGCGCCGUACUAUAUACGUAUGUACUACAAGCGGCGGAUCCAGUCUUGGAAAAAAAGUCUCUCAGUGUAGUACGCACUUGAAUCGUGUGUGCAGUGCUUCUCGGUGUUGUUUGUGUGUGUGAGCGUGGAAUUCGCAUCGCAUAAUCAAGAAAAGUCUCUCUUGCGAGCGUUGAGGAGUGCCCCUCCGCGUUAAAGUCUCGACGACGCCUCCGCGCUCAAUUAAGUGUCUCUCCGAGAAGUGCCAGACUGUCUCUCACCCUUUUUGUCUCUGUGCAUCGUCGUAAGUGUAGAGCGACCAAGCGAUCGAUAUCGACCUUUACGUAAAAAAAGUUGCUGUUUCAAGAGGAUUUUGCGGUAGGCGGCUCUUCUAGUGUAGGCGCAGCUCGUGCGGCGUGAAAUAGGAAAUUUUCAAGCACGCGUCUGCGUUAGGGAGACCCCCUGAAAGCGGAGAGGUAGACACACGCAUACGAGUGCGAGAGAAAGAAAAAAGCGGCGUCCUUCGAUUCCCUCUCGCUUGCUCUCUCUUGUACACCUAGGGAUUCCGUCCGUCGUCGCCGACUCUCUCGCUCUCUCUCUCACUGGCAUGCUGUGAGUGAAAGAAAGCGACGCUCGUUAUCUCUCGAUAGUAUAUACCUACUCUCUGCGUCGUACGCAUUACCAAGGCAUAUAUACACACAGCUCGAAAAACACAAGACAAAUUUAAAGAGGGGACACGUGAAUAAUCUUUAAAGCCUCUAACAAACUUUGUAACGGCGUAAAAUUAUUGUUUGUGAAAAACAUAAACGUACAUAACACACGGCUUAAAUCAUACGCCUGCAUAACCAUGAGUAAAGCAUCAAAGAACGGUACAGGCUCUGGGGGCGAUGAGAGGUAUACGCACAAUCGGAGAAACAAAUCAACAAUCGUUUCCUCAAAAGCUUCUUCUUCUGAUGCGAGUUUACCAGAGAAACUCGCCGAGAGUUCAAGCAGAUCCAAGAAUAGUGGUGCCACAGUUAAACAGCACCCAGGUGUAUCAAGAAGUAACGCCAAGAGUAAACUUCGCAGUCCAGUAAAGUCAGGGUUGGGCCAGUCAACGAACCGUGUAAGCAAGCCUAAUAGUGUUAGUGCCAACAAAGAAGUCAAAAAGGCUAUCACGCUGGCAAAAUCAAAGAGCCAAAUGACCAAGAUGAAGCAAGAAACUGAAAGUUCAGAGCGCAAGCAGAAAGCGCAAAAUGCUCCAAUUGAAAAUAAAGAGCCAACCGAGCAGGUUGAGACUAUUAAGCAAGUUGCUGAGACUAAUCAUGUUGAUGAGCAGCCGGCAGUACAACAAGAAAAUGGAAAUACCAAUGGACUGAAUGGUAAUAAUGUUGCUUUGGAAGAAAAUCCUAGUGAAAAUGGAGCAAAAGAGAACGGACAGACAGAACAACACGGAAACUCUGAAGCUGUAGAAACAAACGACAAAGAGGAAGAGUUUGAUUUGCAAUUAGAUGCUGAGGAAAGUAGUGCUAAAUCUGAAGAUGCAUCUAAAGACUCAUCGGAGUGCACAAAAGAUGACUCUCAAAGUCAGUCCAAAACCUCUAUCGAAGAAUCUUCUCAAGAAGGAUCGCAGGUUGAUACAGAAAGUGGUUCGGUAGAUGUAGUUGAAUCUACAACUUCUGAGAUGUCAGAGGCUACAGAAUCAUCAGCGCCAUCAGAAAUUAAAGACAAAGAUACUGAAAGUCAAGAUCCGAAUGCUGAAGCAGUAUCUUAUGAUUCUUCUAUUAUGUUGAAAGAUGUGAAGAUAAAACUGAAUGAUUGCUUGAAGGACAACAAGUGUUUAGUUUAUAUAAAUAAUUGCAAAAGCCGUACGGAACAAACGACAUUAUUAAACGGUGAAGAUGAGAACAAUGCUGAUCAGAGUCUAACUGAAUACGCCCACAAAGAAACCACAUUUGGCAAGACACUUAGAACAAUAUCUGGAAGAAACUCCAUUGGUCGCAUGAGACACAUAACUCUCCGUGACAGACAACCAUCACCCAAUAGUUCACUUUUUGUCAAUACAUCAAGUGCAUCUUUCUCGGAAGAAGGAACUCCAUCAUUACGUUAUCGUAAUACACUAUUAGAGCUUAGCUCUAGCAAUGGCACACCUGCAGACAGAAAGCGCAAGCUCUUGGAAGAAAGCUCUAGUGCGCAGAAAAAACCAAAGACGGAGGAAAGUAGUAGUUUAUUGAAUUCCUCUUUUGAACUUCUCAAAUACCCAUUUGGUCUGCAGAGGCCUACAAAGGUAUCGACACCAUACAAAUUCCAAUCCGACAUACAUAAUGUGAGCACCAGUGAGGAAGUGGAGGCUGAUGAUCCAGGAACAGCCAAGAAAUGGUGCGUUAUCAUGUAAAAGGGAGAUUAUUGUUUCGAUUUCGAGCGUUAAACGGAAUUGCAGGAUAGACGAUGUGUAGUUUACAUGUAAGUGAAUGAUUUGCGAUGUCUAUUUUUAUGUCGUUGGUUAAUCAAAUUGCUCGUGAAGGUUAUAUUGUUUUGAAGAGAGCUUUUAAUUAUGACUUUAGAUUUUAAAGUGGCUUGCUAUGUGUACUAAAUGAAUUUCACAUAUAUCAAUUAUACAAUCUUUACAAAAAUAUUUUAUUCAAUCUCAGCAUUCAUUCACGGAGAUGUAUCGCCUAUCCUGCAAUAUGCUCCAGUACCUAUAGAACUACUAACAAAACGAUGAAAUCUGGCACGCAAUUAGCAGUCAGACUUAUGAUAAACCUAAUCCGAUAAUUUCUUAGACGAUAUAUACUUGAAGCACGACUGAAAGUUGAACAAUGCGUAUAUCCCAUGCUUAAUCAACAUAAAAAUACGUGUAUAUGUAUUUAUAUUUUUGAACGGGAUCAAUUUGUUAUUAGAGGAAGUAAUCAGUAAGUCCUUUUAUGUCAAUGUAUUCUUCCGUCUCUGUUCUGUCCGUUUGAUAUAUUUUGCGUAAACAAACAAUAAGAUAUUUCUCCGUAAAAAAUACGUUAAUAAUUGUUGCAAAAGAGAUUCGCUUUGUGAUUUCGAUUGAAUGUUUUCUAAAAAAUUAGCACUUAUUUUGCAUUAUUUAAUUAUUGGGUCAAAUAACUAUUUAUCCAGAUUUUACUCCAUGACCUUGUUAAAAGAAGUCUAAUUUAUGUCCUUAUUCAAUGAAGAGUAUUUUAAUUUAAAAUAUGUUUUUGUCAUGAUAAAUCAAUUGUGCUGGCAAAAACUUGCGUUGUACCUAUUUUCUUUGUUAUUAGGUACAUCUGUAUUAUCAUAAAAAAAUAAUGAUGUUAUAUCACGUCCUUGUAAUUUCAUGUAUUAUCAUUUACUGAUUCAGAUAUGACUACGUUCUGCCUUUUUUUGUACAAUAUUUUGUUUACUUCAACGUCUUGUCUAUCAUGUAGACUAUUAUUACAAAUGUGAAAAAUUUAAAGUUUUGUUUGUACGAAUUGCGUAAACCGUCUAUAUUUAUCAGGGUAGUACAUAGAUUCACGUAAUCCAAUGGGGAAACCCAUUUGUAAUAAUAGGCAUUAGGAUAUGCAAUGUUUAUCCAAAUUCUCAUUGAAAAUGUUAAAUAACACGUCCAUUUUGCAUUUAUCUAACCCUGCGUAUUUUGUAAUUAUUGGCAUCUCACUUUGGACUUUGCUGUUCACUUGCCUUUUUAUAGUGUUAUCGACAUCAAAACACGUAACGAAAUUCUACUUCAUUUCAUAGUAGAGUAUAUUCAGUGAUUCGCCGGAAUAAUUUGGUAAAUAAAACUAUAUCAGUCAUAGAAAAAAAAGGAAAUCCAAGUGGAUGGUCCUAGGCCGAUCGUUUGCUCUUAGAGUAAGAUACUGGAAAUUCCUGAUUUAGCUGCUUUUGUUUAACUCUAAGAGAUUCUGAGUAACGUGGACUAGAUGAGCUGUGAAUUAAAAAAAAGCUUUAAAACGGAAAAUAACAAUAUUGUAUUUAUAUUGUGCGUUUUGACAAGGGUAUCUAAGUUAGGAAUUGAUAUUUGUUUAUGCUGUUACUAUUUGAUUACCAAAUUAUUCAAAUAAUCUAAAAAAUGUUCGGCAUUACUGCAUAUUUGAAUUGAACUUGAAAUUAGCAUCAUGUUAAAAGUCGCGUAACGUAAAAAUCAAUAUAAGCGAUGAAUAAAAAUAAAGACUGCGCCGUUAUUGUGUCAACGUAGUAUUCUUUAAGAUGGAUUCUCGAACGAAGACUCGAUAAAUAUGCUAAACCAACAAAAAGGGACUAUGUCUUGUAUUACUUGUAACACUUGUCUCUUUACAACUCACUAGAUUAUCCAAUCCUCUUGCAAGUACUGGUUUAAUGAAAAUAUCCACGAUUUUAUACUUUGCUCAUUCUAUAGUAAAUUUUUCGCAGAAAUAAAAAUAUGAAUCCUAGUGAGUUGUAAAAAAUGAUUUUCUGUAAACAGAUAUAUCCGUACCUUAAGCAUGUACACUGCGUAUUUAGAAUGCUUUACAAUCACGACGUGAGAUUAUCAACAGAAAAAAAUUGUACGAUGACAAUGAUGCGAGAGGUAAAAACGCCCACUUGUGCGACCAAAGUUAUACGUAUUUCGUUAUCUGUGAAAUGGUCGACACCGGUUUAGCCCGAGGCGUUAUAUGCGAAUAAUUGUAACAUUUCGACAAAUGCGUAAUCUAACAAAUUUUUUUCUGGGACGAGACACCACCGAAAAAAAACUGUAAAGAAUAAUUACGAAACUAACCGAACUUGCCAAAGUUGCGCGCGAAUAAGGAUAGAUGAGAUAUUUUUUCAGUAACGAUACAUUGCAAUUCCUCAGAUAGUCUCGGGCCUAAACGUCAACUCGAAUCGACAUAAUUUUUUACUCGUUUGUUCAAUUAUGAAGUAUUAGGCAGAGAAUAUUAAGGCAUGUACAUAGAAAAGUAUGAAGUUUAUAAUAAAUUCUCAGACUCAA